ACUCAAAGCAUAUUACAAAAUCCUUAACCUCAAAUACUAAAAGCACACCCCUCUCACACGCAAAUCAACAAACACCUGCUGUGCAUGGAACACCCUACCUACUGAUGAUUAACUGAAACAUUGGUGAAUAAAUGAAACAUAAAAACAACACAUUUACCGAUGCUACGGGCACAGAAUCAGGCAUAGGAAUAACUACAAACUUUUAUCCCUAAAAUCCCUCCCGGUAAUGAAAGCUGAACUAGAACAAACGGGAACUCAACAGCUUUCACUCAAAUUAGUAGGGGCCGCGCGAACGCUGGCCCCCGCUACCACAAAUUAUGACGUAGGCUCUCCCUCUUGGGGAGACCUUAGGCUGGUGCACCUCCCAAGUGCAAUGGAAGCCACCAACCUAGGCCAUGACUCUCAUUGAUCGGCCAUUGACCCCGUCCAGCGCCACACGUGUUGUUUUCAUCACACGUGUGGUAUCACUCCUCCCUCCCACGCCAGAUCAGAUCUGCCAGGCUUCUUCUGCAGAGAAUCGAGCUCUUCUCGAUCUCCAUGCCUGCUUUAGAAACCAGAGAGAGCUCGAAGCGAUGGCUUUAAUGGCUGUUCUAGAAUCCGAUCUCCGUGCUCUCUCUGCCGAAGCUCGCCGGCGUUACCCCGCCGUCAAGGACGCCGCGGAGCACGCUAUCUUAAAGCUCCGUAUGUUAUCAAGUCCAAGUGACAUUUCACAAAAUGAGGACAUUGUGCGGAUAUUUUUAAUGGCCUGCGAGGUCAAAACUGUAAAGCUUAGUGUAAUUGGGCUUUCAUGUCUGCAAAAGCUUAUAUCUCAUGAUGCAGUUGCCCCAUCAAUUCUAAACGAGAUACUACCUACGUUAAAAGAUCAUGCUGAAAUGGCAGAUGAGAGUGUUCAAUUAAAGACCUUGCAGACUAUAUUAAUAAUAUUUCAAUCACGCCUACAUCCUGAAAAUGAGGAGAAUAUGGCUCAGGCUCUUGGGAUUUGUCUUCGACUUCUUGAAAGCAAUCGAUCUUCUGACAGUGUUCGGAAUACUGCUGCAGCUACCUUUAGACAGGCAGUAGCUUUGAUAUUUGAUCAUGUUGUUCAUGCUGAGUCGCUUCCAGUGGGAAAGUUUGGUUCUGUAGGUUAUGCCUCUCGAGCAAGUUCAGUUACUGGUGAUGUUAGUCGCAGUAUGAAUAAUUCAGAGUCCAUGGAGAAUGAAUUUGCUUCUGGACAGCGGGCAACCACAACCAAUGCUGGAAAGCUAGGGCUUCGUCUGCUUGAAGACCUGACAGCUAUUGCUGCAGGUGGAUGUGCAACUUGGUUACGUGUCAACCAUCUUCAGCGGACAUUUGCACUUGAUAUACUUGAGUUCAUUCUGGCCAAUUAUGUUACUAUUUUCAAGAUUUUGGUUCCGUAUGAGCAGGCUUUACGGCAUCAAAUAUGCUCACUUUUAAUGACUUCACUGCGUACCAAUACUGAGAUUGAAGGAGAAGUAGGAGAGCCAUACUUCCGUCGCUUGGUCUUGCGAUCAGUUGCUGAUAUUAUCAGGCUCUAUAGUUCAUCCCUUAUCACAGAAUCUGAGGUUUUCCUUAGUAUGUUAAUCAAGGUUACUUUCCUUGAUCUGCCAUUAUGGCAUCGUAUCCUUGUUCUUGAGAUUUUAAGGGGUUUUUGUGUGGAGGCACGGACAUUGCGCAUCCUUUUCCAAAACUUUGAUAUGCAUCCCAAGAACACAAACAUUGUGGAGGGUAUGGUUAAAGCUCUUGCUCGAGUUGUUUCAAGUGUACAGUUUUUAGAGACAAGUGAGGAGAGCCUGGCAGCGGUUGCAGGGAUGUUUAGCAGCAAAGCUAAAGGAAUUGAGUGGAGCCUUGAUAAUGAUGCAUCAAAUGCUGCUGUACUAGUUGCUAGUGAAGCCCAUGCAAUAACUUUGGCCAUUGAAGGUUUACUGGGUGUUGUUUUUACUGUAGCCACUUUGACUGAUGAAGCAGUGGAUGCUGGGGAGCUUGAAUCUCCUAGAUGUGAUUAUGAUCCUUCAUCAAAAUGUACUGGAAAAAUUGCAUUUCUCUGCAUUUCAAUGGUUGAUUCAUUGUGGUUGACCAUUCUUGAUGCUUUGUCACUCAUUUUAGCAAGGUCACAAGGAGAGGCUAUUGUGUUGGAAAUAUUAAAAGGAUAUCAAGCGUUCACUCAGGCAUGUGGGGUUCUUCAUGCUGUAGAACCUUUAAACUCCUUUCUGGCAUCUCUUUGCAAAUUUACAAUCAGUUUUCCUAACGAAGUGGAAAAAAGAAGUGGCAUGUCACCGUCUCCUGGACCAAAACGUUCUGACAUAUUAGUUGAGCAGAGAGAUAGCAUUGUUCUUACUCCCAAAAAUGUACAGGCAUUAAGGACUCUCUUCAAUAUUGCUCAUCGACUACAUAAUGUGUUGGGCCCAUCCUGGGUUUUGGUAUUGGAAACAUUAGCUGCUUUAGACCGAGCAAUCCAUUCUCCACAUGCCACCACUCAGGAGGUCUCCACACCUGUUCCAAAGCUUACUAGAGAAUCUUCUGGCCAGUACAGUGAUUUUCAUAUUCUCUCCUCUUUAAAUUCUCAGCUGUUUGAGAGCUCAGCACUGAUGCACAUAUCUGCUGUUAAAUCACUUAUUUCUGCACUAUGUCAAUUGUCGGACCAAUGCAUGACUGGGACUUCAAGUGGCUUUGGACCAGCAACAAACCAGAAAAUUGGAAGCAUCAGUUUUUCGGUGGAAAGAAUGAUAUCGAUCCUCAUUAACAAUCUUCACAGAGUACAGCCAUUGUGGGAUCAAGUUGUCAACCAUUUUCUGGAGCUUGCCAACAAUUCUAAUCAACAUUUAAGAAAUAUGGCACUUGACGCAUUAGACAAGUCAAUAUGUGCUGUUUUAAGUUCAGAACAGUUUGAAGCUCAUCCACCUUCUGGAUCCUCCAACAAUUCCCAGGAUGUUGAAGCUAAGGAAACAGAAUUGAGAUCACUUGAGUGUGCUGUCAUAUCUCCGUUGAGGGUUCUAUAUUUUUCUACCCAAAGCAGUGAUGUGCGUGCCGGAUCAUUGAAAAUUCUUCUGCAUGUUUUAGAGAGAUGUGGAGAAAAAUUGCGGUACAGUUGGCCUAGCAUACUUGAAAUGUUAAGGUCUGUUGCAGAUGCCUCAGAGAAGGAUCUAAUUACACUUGGGUUUCAGAGUCUACGUGUUGUUAUGAAUGAUGGGCUUUCAACCCUUCCUGCAGACUGCCUCAAUGUAUGUGUUGACGUUACUGGAGCAUAUGGUGCACAAAAGACUGAGCUGAAUAUAAGCUUGACUGCAAUAGGCCUGUUAUGGACCACUACUGAUUUUAUUGCCAAAGGGUUGCUACAUGGGCCUGCAGGAAUUCUUGAUGUGCAUUCUGUUCAAAAUAACAUGGAUGGUGAAAACACAGAAGAGCAGACAAAUGACUUGUCUAAUAAGAUGAAUAGGCCAUCUCCCUCUAUAAAUACAGUGGAUCAUGAGAAGCUGCUUUUCUCUGUUUUCUCAUUGCUUCAAGAACUUGGCGCUGAUGAAAGGCCAGAGGUCAGGAAUUCAGCAGUCAGGACUCUCUUCCAAAUUCUUGGAAGUCAUGGACAAAAACUUUCAAAGAGGAUGUGGGAGGACUGUCUUUGGAAUUACGUAUUUCCUACAUUAGAUCGUGCAUCACACAAGGCUGCUACUUCAUCAAAGGAUGAGUGGCAAGGGACAGAACUAGGAACUCGAGGUGGAAAAGCAGUGCACAUGCUCAUUCAUCACAGUCGUAACACAGCUCAAAAGCAAUGGGAUGAGACCCUUGUAUUGGUCCUUGGCGGAAUAUCACGUCUUUUACGCUCAUUCUUUCCUUACCUACGAAGCUUAAAUAAUUUCUGGUCAGGAUGGGAAUCGUUGCUUCUUUUUGUGAAAAAUAGCAUUUUGAAUGGUAGUAAAGAAGUUGCCCUUGCUGCAACCAGUUGUUUACAGACAGCAGUCCUUUCGCAUUGCACUAAGGGAAACUUGCCAAUGCCUUACCUGAAAUCAGUGCUUGAUGCAUAUGAAGAUGUUCUUCAAAAGUCAUUAAACUAUAGUGACAAUGCAGCAAUAAAGGUGAAGCAGGAGAUUUUUCAUGGUCUUGGAGAACUAUAUGCACAAGCACAAAGGAUGUUUGAUGAUCACAUGUACAUGCAGUUACUAGCAAUCAUUGAUUUGAAUAUCAAGCAGACUCUUAUAACUAAUGAUAAUUUUGAAAACGAAUCUGGACAGGUGCCACAUGUACUACGUACCAUACUGGAUAUAUUGCCACUGUUGGGUCCAUCUGAGCACCUUUCUUCAAUGUGGCUCAUACUCCUUCGGCAACUGCUGCAAUAUCUUCCAGGACCAGAUUCUCCUUCACAGAAUGAGGAAGAGGAGGCACGACAAGCCAGCGCUACUGACCAUAACCCAGAUAUUCAUGCGAAGCUGAAGCAUGAGAAACUUAAUGGUAGUGCAACAGCAUCCCUUAAAAGGGAUGGAGUGCCUUCUCCAACUUCUGGAGCCAACAACGCUACAUCUGUUGGUGUCUCAAAUUAUUUGCUUGCAGAAAAGCUUGUUCCUAUUCUGGUAGAUUUGUUGCAACAGGCUACAACAAUUGAAAAGUAUAUCAUUUUUCCGGAAUUUAUCCAAAGCUUUGGGAGGUCCAUGACAACUAGGAGAGACAAUCCAGAUGGUUCCCUUUGGAGAUUAGCUGUUCAAGGCUUCAACUCCAUCCUUGUUGAUGAUGUCAGCAAAAUUGGCAGGGAUUCUGGACUAGAUUCAAAAACUAUUAAACCAGCAAGAUUGCGUAUUUGGAAAGAAGUUGCAGAUGUCUAUGAAAUAUUCCUCGUCAGCUAUUGUGGACGUGCUCUUCCUUCCAAUUCUCUUUCAGCUGUUACACUUAAGGAUGAUGAGUCUCUUGAGAUGGCUGUAUUAAACAUUCUGGGCAAAAAGAUUCUUAAGUCACCAAUUGAUGCACCUAUUGAUAUUCUUCAACGUCUGGUUUCUACCUUGGAUCGUUGUGCAUCACGAACAUGCUCUUUACCCAUUGAGACUGUGGAACUUAUGCCCUUGCACUGUAGCAGGUUUUCAUUGACUUGCUUGCAGGUGUUAUUUUCAAUGAGCAGCUUCAACGAGGGGGCAGAUGAUUGGAACUUGACAAGAUGUGAGGUCAGCAAAAUUGCAACUAUGGUAUUGAUGACAAGAUGUGAAUACAUCUUGAAUAGAUUUUUACUUGAUGAGAAUGAUUUAGGUGAGCGUCCAUUCCCAACAGCAAGGCUUGAAGAAGUGAUUUAUGUCCUUCAGGAAUUGGCUCGUCUAGAGAUUCAUCCAGACACAGCAUCCAUUCUUCCUCUACAUCCACAGCUGAAAAGUGGCCUAGCAGAAAGGAAGCAUGAGAAGCGACCACAUCUGCUUGUCCUAUUCCCCUCCUUCUGUGACCUUGUUAUAUCAAGGGAAGCCAGGGUACGGGAGCUGGUCCAAGUUUUGCUCAGAUUCAUUACAGAAGAAUUGGCAUUAGAGAAGCUUAGCAUAUCUAGUUGAGGACAUGAUACCAUUGUUUGUAAAGUCGACUCAAGUUGAUUUUUUCUGCGACCAUGAUACAAGUUUGUUUAUGUAGUGUUAUUUGGUUUUGUAGUUUUGUACAUCAUAGGAAAAUGCCAAUCUGUAUUCAUCAUAGUAACCUUCUGAACCUCAUGGCAAUAAUUUUUCUGAGUAAAGCCUAAAGCUAAAUUUUGAGUUCACUACAGAUUUCUUGUAUGGAAACAUUCUUGUGCUAUUUAUGUAAUAAAAUACCUUAUCUGCC
This is a messenger RNA of Rubroshorea leprosula, 5775 nucleotides long. The record is from the annotation of a GenBank genome assembly. NCBI's taxonomy places the organism in Eukaryota, Viridiplantae, Streptophyta, Magnoliopsida, Malvales, Dipterocarpaceae.